UUUAAGGAGGAUAGAGAAAUAAGAAAUGAGUCUCACGUUGCAUGGGUGACAUCACUGGCUUUUGGCUCAGUGCUCUGUAUGCUCGGUCUGUAGGCUUCGGCCAAGGCUGCAGGGCUCGGUGUUUGAACAAGGAAACAUUCCCAGGUGUACAGAAGAUUGGAUUUGCUAUUAUUUGGGUUAAAAACGGUGAAAUGAGAUUUCUAAAGCUUGGGGACUCCAGCUCGCCUUCUGUUGCACUUGAUCUCUACAAGAUGGGUGAGUUAUUCCCAUUAAAGAGAAAGGGAGUGAAAAUUUAAGGAGAAAAAAAAAAUAUGUCUGAAUAUAUAACUACCGAUGCCGGGGAUACGAUCCGUACGAAGCUGCUGAGCUAAAGAACCUCAGCUCCGGCGAGGAGAUCGGGCCAUAUGGCAGAGAAAUGGUGCAGCCCUAAAGCUGUUGACAACAGUUAGGGGCUGCUCUCCUCUCCCCGUGUGAGGUGUGUGGCUCCCCCCCACCUCCGCCCCUCCGCCCCGGUUUGUUUUGGUUCGGUUUCCCCCGACCUCCCUCCCUCCCUCCUUCCCCUCCCCGUUCCUCAGCAUCCUCUCCGCCAGCCGUAGCCCUGCCUGCCUUCAUCUUGCAGAUGGCUAGCGUGCCGCCGUGUUAGGAAAACUGUGCACAACACAUCCCAGCGCCGGGCACGGAGGAAGCCUUGCAGCUGCCGGCGGAAGGGGGGGCAGCAGCGUGUCUGUGUGUGUGUGUGUGUGUGGAGGGAGGAAGGAAGGAAGGAUGCCGGGGCCCAGGGCAGCCCCCCGCGCUGCCUAGCGGGCCGGCGGCGGCUCCUGCCCGGCCCGGAGCCGGGGCUGCCCGCGAAGGGAAGGCAGAGCCGCGAUCGGCUGCCCGGAUGACAGCGCCGCCGACUAAAGCGGGAGAGUGAAUGGCAGGGCUGGCAGAGAGAAGCCGAGGUGCCUCCGAAGCCAGGAUGCCAGCGGCUGUCGGCGAAGGCUGCUGAGGGAGAGAGCCGAGCGUGCCCGCGUCCCCCGAGGCAGCCGGGCAGGGGAUGCUUUAACCACGAUCUCAAACAGCAGCAGCGGCGGCGGCAGCGACAACAACAACAGAUUGCUCCCCCGCUCCCGCUCCCUCCCUUUCGACCCCGCUUUAAACCCAAGCAAGUGACCGACCGUCCAGACGAUGAUGCUCUUGCUGAGCCACUGACAAAGGAAAAGCGAGUCACCCAUUCCUGACACCGGGACAACUGGCUGCUUGCGAGUGGGAGAUGUCAGGCUGUUGAACUUUUCUGUCCUGUGAUGAUGCUGUAGUGAUCUGAAGCCAUCUCUUCUGGAUUUCUGAGUGGGCCAGAUUGAACGAGAUUAAUGGACUGAUCAGCCAUCGGGUCUCUUCAGGGGCAUCCAUCCCUUCAGCCCCUGCCACUGGGGUGCUCGUGGUGAAGGGCUGUGUUUCUCCUCACCAGGUCUCCUCUGCAGAGGAGAAGAGGCAGAUGAGACUCCAAGACUGCCUCCAGGGCAGAACUUUGUAGUGCUCUCAGCAUCCCUCUGCAGCGUGGAUGUGAGCCACGGGAGUUGGGGAUGUUUGAGGCGGUCUGUGCCAAGUGACACCCAGCAGCUGCUCCGCUGUUUUUUGUGUGCUCUCACCCCCAGUGGCUUUGCCUGUUGUGAAGAUGUCCAUGGUGUUUCUGUGAAGCUGAGGCAUGGCUGCUGGAAGGUUACUGCUCUAUGCUGGCCUCUCUUUAGCUCUGUGUGCCCUUGGCAUGCUGGCUGUGGCGAUCUGCUCUGACCAUUGGUAUGAAACUGAUGCCAGGAAGCACAGAGAGAGGUGCAAGAGCAUCACCACUAAGAGAAAUGAUCCUGGCUUCAUUUAUAACUCCAACAACAACCUGCCUCUCAGGGCCAGCAGGUCUAGGUUGGACCGCUGGGAAGGGAAACUCCUCUUGGCAAGGAACAGGAGGCAGAUCUUUGCUAUGAGCGCUGUCGACGAGUGCAACAGACAGUACAACUCCACCAACAUGGGGCUCUGGAGGAAAUGCCACCGACAGGGGUUCGACCAGGAGCUGGAGGAGCUGAUUGCCAAAGGAGCAAUUGAGCGGUGCUCGUACAUCAAGUACCACUACUCCUCAGCCACCAUCCCCAAGAACCUUACGUACAACAUCACCAAGACAAUCCGCCAGGAUGAGUGGCACGCCUUGCAUCUGCGCAGGAUGACCGCUGGUUUCAUGGGCAUGGCCGUGGCCAUCAUCCUCUUUGGGUGGAUUAUCGGCGUCCUGGGGUGCUGUUGGGACCGAGGCCUUAUGCAGUAUGUGGCAGGGCUUCUCUUCCUCAUGGGAGGAACCUUCUGCAUCAUUUCACUGUGCACGUGCGUGGCUGGAAUCAACUUUGAGCUGUCCCGCUACCCGCGCUACCUGUACGGACUGCCCGACGACAUCAGCCACGGCUACGGCUGGUCCAUGUUCUGUGCGUGGGGGGGCCUGGGCCUCACUCUCAUCUCUGGCUUCUUCUGCACUCUGGCCCCUUCUGUCCAGCCUGUCCCCAGGACCAACUGCCCCAAAUCUAGACCUGAGAACGGGACAGUGUGCUAAAACAAAUAGCAAACAAAUACACACACACACAAAGACAUAUAUAUAUAUAUAUAUGCCUAGGUAUGCCUAUACAUGCAUAUAUAUGUAUAUAUAAUUAUAUAUAUAUAAAAUCUCAAAUUAAUGCCAGUGCCAAGGUAGAGCUGAGUCCAACAUGGCACUCACAUCUCCACUGGACUCUGUGUUGCUUCAUUCUUUCUCACAGUGAUGGGAAAGCUUUUCUCUCACAUGGCUCUUCCAUCCAACUCUUAACUUCAGCAUCAUACCUUAGAGGUCAAAUUA
Molecule: messenger RNA, 2848 nt
Organism: Melospiza georgiana
Lineage: Eukaryota; Metazoa; Chordata; Aves; Passeriformes; Passerellidae
Gene: TMEM178B
Product: transmembrane protein 178B
Exons: 4
Coding region: 1685-2569 (294 amino acids)
Cellular component (GO): membrane
Source: RefSeq, a predicted model, not a curated record